Molecule: messenger RNA, 930 nt
Organism: Colletotrichum truncatum
Lineage: Eukaryota; Fungi; Ascomycota; Sordariomycetes; Glomerellales; Glomerellaceae
Product: syf2 splicing factor family protein
Cellular component (GO): catalytic step 2 spliceosome; post-mRNA release spliceosomal complex; Prp19 complex
Source: RefSeq, a predicted model, not a curated record
AUGCCACCAGCAAAGAAAAGAAAGACCGAAUCUAAGGCGGCUGCCGAUGAGGAAGUCAACCGCAAUACGGCAACAAAAUCUGUUCCCGCUGAAAACACCGAGGCGACAGAGACACCUGCAGCAACCGACGCCAGUUCAGUACCGACAGAGACAGCAACGCCCGCUUCAGCAACGGCCAACGAUGCUGCAUCCAAAGCACAAGAUCGCAUGGCCCGCUUCAAGGCCCUCAAAGCCCGCGCUAAGACCUCAUCUGACCAGAACUUCAAAGAAGCGACACUUGAAUCGCAGCGCCUCGCCACCGACCCGAGUCAACUAGUAGCCAUUCAUCGCAAACAAGCGAUUGCCUCUCAUAAGCUGCUGAAGGCAGAUAUCGAAGACGCUGGUGGCGAUUUCGAGCGCAAGCGCGCAUGGGACUGGACCGUCGAUGAGAGUGAGAAGUGGGAUAAACACAUUAAGAAGAAGGCGGCGCACCGUGACAACAACGCGUUCCAGGAUUACCGCGCCGAAAGCAACAAGAUUUACAAGCGGCAGCUCAGGAACAUCGCGCCAGAUAUGGAGAAGUACGAGAAGGACAAGAUGGCUGCUAUCGAGCGUGCGGCGGCCUCGGGCGGCCUCGACAUCGUCGAGACGGAGGAUGGAGAACUCAUUGCAGUGGAUAAGGACGGCUCUUUCUACUCGACGGCUGAUUCGACAACGUUUGCUCAAAACAAGCCGGACAAGGCCGCUAUUGAUCGACUCGUAGAUGACCUUAGGAGAGCAGAGGAGAACAGGUUGAAGAAGAGGAAGGACCGCAUGGCACAGAACGGUGACGAUGGCGAUGUCACAUACAUCAACGAAAAGAACAAGCAGUUCAACCAGAAGCUUGCUCGCUUCUAUAACAAGUACACUGCGGAGAUUAGGGACAGUUUUGAAAGAGGAACUAUGAUUUAA